Messenger RNA from Hydra vulgaris (swiftwater hydra), 1001 nucleotides. The record is from RefSeq and is a predicted model, not a curated record. Lineage: Eukaryota; Metazoa; Cnidaria; Hydrozoa; Anthoathecata; Hydridae.
AGUACAUAUAGAAAAAAAAUAGAAUGUUGGAACUUCUAAAAGAAAUGAUUUCUUAUCUUGCGAAAAUCUAAAAGAAUAUUUUGACCAUCAUGAGUCAUCGAUUUUGUACAAUGAAUACUCUUAUGACCAAAAGCCUAAUGAGUAUAAGCAUAACCCAACUUUAAAGGAAAGUUUUUCUGCAUGUUUUUCUAACCAAGUAAUUAUGCACUAAACAAGUGGAUUGACAAAUAAUACCAACAAAUUUAUUGUCCCAAAAAAAAACUAUAAUCAUGCACUGAAAAACAACCUUUUGUCAACAAAAGAAUGGCACAAAUUUCCAUUGAUAAAGUAUUCAUUUUCAUGUUGUGAAGAAUAAAACUUUCUACAUCAGAUGAGAUAUAUGUUAAAGAAAGCAUUAAAAAUAAGAAUAACAAAUCAUACCGCUUUUCAUUGCCAGAACCUCCGCCACCUAUUAUGAAUAAGCCCAAUGCUAAAAAGUUGUUAUCAGAUUCAAAGAUUGAAGAAGAUAAUUUUUCUUCACAUUUUAUUGAUGAACACCAAGCAAAGUUCACAUUUUCAAAGAGUUUUAAGUUUUAAUAGAUGCAAAAUGUUAUUCUCAAGGAGCUUGCAGAAAUAAAAGUUCUUUUAAAAGAAGUUAUAGAAAUUAAGUUUCAGGCUACUGGGGUGAAGUUGCUAGAAUCGGUGGACAAAGUGGUUACACUGGAUAAUAAACUAAAAGAUAAAACCGAGUAUACUAAUUUGCUUGAUAGUUUAAAAAAGAUUGGUGGUGGAAAGCCAAGAGAACAUGUUUUUUUGAUCAUGAAAAGGUUAUUUUCAAAUCAGUUACAGUCCAAAUUAAAUCGAAAAGGAAAUGGGGAAAAGAUAAGCUUAGAAAAUCUAGUAAAUAUAUGGAGUGUUUUACGAGAUAUCGGCGACGUGGAAGAAAAUGUUGACGGCAAUGCAGAAAUAUAGUUUCUUAUGUAUAUUUUUGUGAAAUAAAAAUUAAAUAAUGUUAGUUAAAA